GCCCACUUAGCGCGUCCUCGGUUGCCGUGGUAACCCCCGGUAGACUCACUGCAGCCGCCUGUAUUCGGAGCCAUGGAGCCUGGCGUGGUGACCGUGCUGCCGCCCCUGCUGCCGCGCACUAGGCUGCAAUUUCCUGCAAUUCCCACAUCAAGAAGUGAUCAAGAAGACACAUCUAAUAUAUAUUCUUUUGUCCAACCCGGCAUCAACAAAAAUCUUUUAAAUUCAGCAAUUGGUAAUCUUUCUACCUGGCCGGCAUACGGAGCAGGACAGACCAUCACUCAGAAGCACAAACCAUGUUCAGAAUCUGAUACACGCGGUACCAGGUCAGGCAAAGAAAAUGUCACCGUGUCCAAGCCACGGUAUCUGGAAAAACUUGAGUCCUACUUGAGAAGAGAACUUCAAUCUCUGGAUUCAGCCAAAGUAAUUUCUCAGGAACUAAGGUUACAGCCGUACAGAGAUGUCUUUGAUUAUUUCAUGGAGGAUUUUAAGACUUACAAACCAUUGCUUUGCGCCAUUAAAAAUGAGUAUGAGGUCACUCUCGCUCACCAAAGAGAACGGAUCCGAUCACUGGAGCCCUUGAAGGCCAUGCUUGUUUCUGUUUCUGAACGAUGUGACAAGAAGAUUCAGGAAAUUUAUGAAAAAGAAAGACUUGAAGUAAAAACUCUACAAAUGGAAAAACUUAGUCUUUUACAAGUGAUUGAUAAACUAAAAGAAGAGAAGAUCUCUUUACAGGCUCAGGUCUCCAAACUGCAGGAAGAGAUCGAAAAGACAUAUCUAAUGUACAGGAAUGAGUGUGAUGCCCGUAAACUUCUUAUAUCUGAUAUAAAUGAGCUGAAGCAUCAACAAGAAGACCUUAAGCUAUCCCAAGAUCCUAAAGUGCAGGGGGAAGACCCAGUGACCUUAGCUGUGGCAUUACGAAUGGCUCGUAGUGAUCUCACAAAAACUCAAGUGCUGCUGAACACAUUAAAAGCCGACUAUGGAGAUGUUGUUCCCAGAAGAGACUUUGAGAAUCAGGAAAAAAAUCUAGCUGCAUGUGUAGAAAAGAUAGAAACCCUGCAGAAGGACUUUGCCCAAUUACAGAGGGAACACAAGUCCCUUCUAGAGAUCAACCAAGAAGUUGUACAGCAACGUGAUUCUUUCUGCAGGGAGGUGGAUGACCUUCAGAGAAGUCUAUCCCCCAGGCCACUAUGGGAGAAAUGUGUAGAUAUCUUGCCUGAGGUCUUUCAGCGAUGGUCAGAAUCAUCAGAAGGAAAGAGUAGUGAUCAGCUGGUGGAUGUGUUACUGACAGAACUGGGCAGAAAAAUUCUCAAAGAAAAAGAUUUCUUUCCAGGAAUGGGAACUGGAAAUAACGUUCCCAUCCACCUGCGCCAUGAAGGACCAGUCAGGAAUUUAAAAUUAAAAAUAAAAGAAGUAUACAGUUUGAUAAAGGAAAUCUGGAAAGAGAAAUUUGCCUUAGAUCUGCAGAAGGGUAGACAAUCGUCUCUUUCUGAAUUUAUGAUAAACCAUCUACAGAAGAAGUUUGGCGAGGCUUCAUUUGAGUGGUCAUAUACUUUGCACCAGACAUGUCGGAUUCACUUAAUAAAUGAGCAAAUCCAUUCCUUUUAUAAAGUACUUAUGGGUCAGAUGGAUGAAGAUUUGUAUUAUGCUUUGUUUCAUGUGCGCACAAACCUUCUGAAGGAGCUUACCGCCACCGACAGCUCAAAUGUUGGUUCACUGACACAGGAGCAGUUCAGAUUCCAACUCAGAAAAGCCUUUCCCUCUAAAAGUUCAGAUGACAUUCAGGAACUUUUGGACGCUGCAGAUUCCCAGCUGAAGCCAGAGGAUGAAAACCUUCAUUACAAGUCUUUAUUUAGUGAGGAUGAAGAGGGUAAUCCUAGUCAUUUUAUUGCAAUACUCAGAAAUCAAUUUUCUGCCGAGAGAAAGCAAUAUCUGAAAGAAUUGAGAAAUAAACUUAGAAACAGUAAUGUUAAACCCGAAGAACUUAAGGCAGCAUUUUUGUCUGUGGAUCCUGCCAUUGAUGACAAAACAUUAGAUAAAUAUCUUACUCGGGCCUUCCAAUUGACCAAGGAUCAACUAGAAGUGACAAAGCCAUUGCCUCUCAAACAGCUAUUUCACAAUCUGGAGGCUGUAAACCUAAGGAAAACUGGACCUGUAGCUCAAGUCUAAAUAGGUCACAUAUGAGAUGUUAAAGAUUUUGGAACAUAUUCAGCAUAGCUAUACAUUACCUGUAACUAAGCGCUUAGACAUGGGCCUCUCCAGUUAUUGCAAAACUAUAAUUCCCGCAAUACCUAAUUCCGAGAGGCUGGGAGUUGCAAUUCUGCAACUGGUGGAGAAUCUUAAACGACACCUCCAGCAAAAUACAACUUAUCCCCUAUCCACAGGAUAGGGAAUAAGUGUCUGAUCGCAGGGAGUCCAACCGCUGGGGCCCCCCUGCAAUCUCCCAAACAGGGUCCCCCGCAUUUACAUGAGCGGCUCGUCAACCUCUGAGGUAGACGGUACGCCCCCUACGGUUCUAUGGGGGGGAGGCACGAACGCUGCCUCCCCACCUCUCUCAUAGAGAUAUAUGGAGGAGGUGUGUCAGCCACGACGUCACGCAGCGGACGGCAUGCCUCCUGCACGGGAGAGCCGGGGCCCCGUGCAGAAGAUCGCAAGGGGUCCCAGCGGUCGGACCCCUCGUGAUCAGACACUUAUCCUGUGGAUAGGGGAUAAGUUCUCUUUUGCUGCAGAUGUCCUUUAAAAGAUAAAAAAUGAAAACUAAAACUGAGUCAGUGUCAAAAAUAAAUAAGUCACUCACCUGCUCUGACCCUGACCUCCCUCCCCAAUCUGCUACUGUCUGACUGCUCCUGCUCCCAGUGCUGCUUCCUUUGACAGGAACUGUCCAUUCAGUUGGUGGGUCACUAAUCUGGUCAGUGAUUGACCGAACCACCUCCCAUAGACAUGAAUGGAGGAAGCGUGGAGUGACGUCACAUCCCCGUCUCGGAAGCAGCGCCUGCAGAGAUCAUGGGGGGACCCCUGCGAUCAAACAUCUUAUCCCUUAUCCUUUGGAUAGGAGAUAAAAUGUAUAAACCCGGAAUAUCUCAUUAAUAUGGGUGCAGAAAUGUGCUUGCAUCAAGUUUGUGUCAUUUAGUACAUUAUCUAUUUUUAUAUAAAUAACUUUUUUUUUUUGUAGAACAGUGCAACCAUAGUAAGUCCAUAGUAAUUAGUAAAUGUUAGAUCGGUGUAGUGGGUUGACUGCUAAGAACUUACAGAUUGCUACAAUGGGAAGUCCUCUCCUUCCCAGCAUGUUUGCAUGGAGUGAUGGUCUAGCAAAUGUUUGCUGCUCAAUUCAGAGCCCAUUCUACCAGUUAAUAUGGAGGGAGGGGUCCCAGUGAUUACACUAGUACCGAUCUAACAUUACUUAUCCAGUAAUUAGGUGGUAUAGGCUUUGAAGUUCUGAACUCUAAACCAACACACCUUCUCUAUUUCUAAUGGACUUAAGUUUGCUUGAUCUAUUUUAUAUUAGAUCCAAACAAAACAUCAUAGACCCCAUUUAUGUACAGUCAUGGCUGUAAAUGUUGGCACCCCUGA
Hyla sarda is the source of this 3567-nucleotide messenger RNA. RefSeq names its product translin associated factor X interacting protein 1 (gene TSNAXIP1). The transcript is spliced from 16 exons. The record is from RefSeq and is a predicted model, not a curated record. Bases 73 to 2166 code for a protein of 697 amino acids. Gene Ontology annotation, cellular component: cytoplasm. Lineage: Eukaryota; Metazoa; Chordata; Amphibia; Anura; Hylidae.